CGACCUCCGCUAUCAACCGACUCCGUUCAAUUUUAAAAUGCUAUGACAGCGCGGCCCGCGAGGAUGCGCAUGCGCGGCGUGGGUCACCCGCCAGUUGGCCUCGGAUUCGAAUGCAGUGAUGGCGGAGGAAGUGGAGCAGCCCCAGACCACCAACACUGUUGAGGAGCCUCUUGACUUGAUCAGACUUAGUCUGGAUGAACGGAUUUACGUGAAGAUGAGGAACGAUCGAGAACUUCGUGGCAGACUUCACGCAUAUGAUCAGCACUUGAAUAUGAUUUUGGGAGAUGUUGAAGAGACAGUAACAACCGUGGAGAUCGAUGAGGAAACGUAUGAGGAGAUAUACAAAUCCACCAAGAGAAAUAUCCCGAUGCUGUUUGUCCGUGGUGACGGUGUUGUUCUUGUGGCUCCUCCGCUGAGGGUGGUCUGACCCUAACCAAACGGAACACUACGGACUGAGCUUCAACACCAGAUUAUCACUUUCAGUUGAAUGACAGUGUUUGAUAGAACAUAUUUCAAAGUUACAUUGCACAAAGCUGGUGCCUCAAGUUUAUUUUUGGCUAUUGUGUGAAAUAAAUUGUCUUUUUGUUUGAUUUAAUAAAGAUUACCUCUCAUCUUUG
Molecule: messenger RNA, 617 nt
Organism: Hypanus sabinus (Atlantic stingray)
Lineage: Eukaryota; Metazoa; Chordata; Chondrichthyes; Myliobatiformes; Dasyatidae
Gene: lsm3
Product: LSM3 homolog, U6 small nuclear RNA and mRNA degradation associated
Exons: 4
Coding region: 119-427 (102 amino acids)
Biological process (GO): P-body assembly; mRNA splicing, via spliceosome
Cellular component (GO): catalytic step 2 spliceosome; precatalytic spliceosome; P-body
Molecular function (GO): RNA binding
Source: RefSeq, a predicted model, not a curated record